AUGUUGACCGAUGCUCAUGAAUUAUUAUCAAAGGUGGGAAAAAGUAUGGAUCCAUCUGGGUAUUUCCAAAAUACUAAAAUUAUUGAGCAUCCAUUUAAUAUUAGUGAUAUUAUUGCAACAAGGAUGGUGAAAGAUAAUUGGAAAGAUUAUUUCUUCCAAGGGCAAAAUUUAAAGAUUGGAGAAGUUUCAUUCAUUCAAUAUUCCCCAACAUAUAAAACGAGUACACUUUUAAAUAUUUCUUUUACGUAUAAUACAGAGAUUAAUAUUAAAUCUAGCCUUGAUAUUAGUAUGGCCUUGGCUCUAAAUAAAUAA
Molecule: messenger RNA, 312 nt
Organism: Diversispora eburnea
Lineage: Eukaryota; Fungi; Glomeromycota; Glomeromycetes; Diversisporales; Diversisporaceae
Source: the annotation of a GenBank genome assembly